Molecule: messenger RNA, 1125 nt
Organism: Saxophila tyrrhenica
Lineage: Eukaryota; Fungi; Ascomycota; Dothideomycetes; Mycosphaerellales; Extremaceae
Exons: 4
Coding region: 1-1125 (374 amino acids)
Biological process (GO): butanediol biosynthetic process
Cellular component (GO): cytoplasm
Molecular function (GO): zinc ion binding; (R,R)-butanediol dehydrogenase activity
Source: RefSeq, a predicted model, not a curated record
AUGGCCGUACCAGGACAAAUCGCCUCAGACAGCUCCGCGAAACCAAUGCGCGCCGCGCGGUUUUAUGGGAAAGAAGACAUCCAGAUCAAAGACGAUAUCUCACGCCCGGUGUGCGGCGAAGGGCAGGUCAAGGUCGAGCCGGCUUUUGUCGGAAUCUGCGGGACGGAUUUGCAUGAGUAUUUGGGAGGGCCGAACUUCUCACCCACAGAACCGCACCCCGUCACCAAAGAGAAGAUUCCCAUCACCAUCGGCCACGAGUUCUCCGGCACCGUCAAGGAGAUCGGCAAGAACGUCUCCGGCUUCAAGAUUGGAGACCAAGUCGUCGUCCAGCCCACGGUCUACUGCGCAUCGUGCGGGGCCUGCAAAGUCGGCGCUGAGAAUGCCUGCGCCGCGGGCGGGUUUGUGGGAUUGAGCGGAGCGGGCGGAGGGAUGAGCGAGGAGGUUGUUAUGCCUCAGAUUUCUGUUUUGCCUCUGCCCUCAAACGUCAACCUCGACGUAGGAGCCCUCGUCGAGCCGCUAGCAGUAGCCUGGCACGCCGUCGACGCCUCCCCGAUCGCAGACAUGAAGGAGCCGAAAUGCCUCGUCAUGGGCGGCGGCCCCAUCGGUCUCGCAGUGAUCCAGGUCCUUCUUGCGCGCGGAACGAAAGUCGUCAUCUGCUCCGAAGUUGCGAAGAAGCGGCAAGACUUCGCCAAAGACUUCGGAGCGCACUACAUCGUCGAUCCGUCGAGUGAAGACGUCGUCCAGCGGUCGUUGGACAUCUGCGGUGGUGUCAAUGGCCCGGACAUCGUGUUCGACUGCGCGGGUGUUCCGGCUUCCGUGAAGGCGUCUUGCACUGCUGUAAGAUCGCGUGGUACGGUGAUCAAUGUGGCGAUCUUUGAGAAGGAGAUCCCGUUCAAUCCCAUGUGGCUUACCUUCCGCGAGGCGACUUACAAAUCUGUGUUGGGGUAUCAGAGGAAGGAUUAUGAAGGCGUGCUUGAUGCGCUGAGCAAAGGGACGAUCAAGCCGGCUGGGAUGAUUACCGGGAAGAUCAAGAUGCAGGAUCUGGUGAAGGAGGGGUAUAUGCCGCUAAUCAAUGAGAAGGAUAAGCAUGUCAAGAUAUUGGUGGAUAUACAAGCUUCGAUGUAG